AUGACCAAGCGUCUCAGACCAGGGCAGGCUGUUUUGGAAAUUGGUUUUGGACCGGGAUUGGGUAUCACCUGUGCUGCUGAACGGGUUGCACCGCACACAUACCAGGCGCUACGCAAUCGAUCACUGCGGCAAAAAGUAUUCUCCGCACCCAACCAAUUUUAUAGUUUGGAUGAUGGUAAUGCCCACGUUUAUGGGGUGGAUAUUUCAGAAUACAUGUUAUACAUAGCCAAGCGCCGCAAUCGAAGCCUGAUUGGUGCAGGGAUCUCCACUUUAAAGCUGGGUAGUGUGAACCACUUACCACUUCUGGCGAAAUCUGUAGACGCAUGCUUUCACGUGAACAAUUUCUAUUUCUGGCCUGAUUUACCUUACGCGCUUCAACAAAUCUGGCGUGUUCUUCGUCCUCAUGGUUCGAUUGUGACGACGUUUCGACCGGAAUCCCUGAAAUCGGCCGUCAAACGCGGUUGGCUUCGUUAUGGUCGUGCCGACCCUAUUGCCUACGCAAUUGCGUUGGAGCAUUGUGGGUUUACAGAUGUUCAGUGGCUUAAAUCAAUAACUCUUGACAAGGACGUUCAACCGUUUGAUGCUAUCGUGGCUCGAAAACCUCCUGUUCAGUUACUUCCGAGUGUCGAUCCUUCUUAG
Messenger RNA from Echinostoma caproni, 639 nucleotides. Lineage: Eukaryota; Metazoa; Platyhelminthes; Trematoda; Plagiorchiida; Echinostomatidae. The record is from the annotation of a GenBank genome assembly.